UUAUGUAGUCUCAAAACAAAAGUACCGCUUGAUCAUGCAAAUUCACAGAAUGCAACAUUUCAUUGGAUCGAUGUGUUGGUUGUGUUUGUAAAAUAUGCAAAAUUCAAGAACAGAUUAUCAAAUUCAGAGUCAGUUUUUGAAAUUGAAUUGAUGACACCACAUUUUUCUUUAAUUCAAAGCAGAAACAGCUCUUGAAAAAAACGAAAUUCGACAAUUUGAUAAAUUAAUUAGUGUAACAAACUAAAAUGGUUUGCUCCAUUCUUUUGUCGUUUCUCAUUUUCCCUGCGUCGAUUGCAAUUGCAACACAAAAUAUUUAUUACGCAACCGGAGUUACACUUAUUUGGAUUUGCGUAGUGAUUUGGACGGAAGAGAUUUGUAAACGAUUUAAGCUCCAUUCGAAAUAUUUCUCUGUGUGUGCCCUUUCUGCUGUCAUCAGUUUUUGGAUUUUACUGCAAUAUUCUACGCUUCAACAAAUUCGGGCAGCAAACACGAAAAAGAUUGAACUCUAUUUAUUCAAUGUUAGCAUGUUAGCAGGACUACUUUUCUUCUAUAUGACGCGACGCAAGGCAGCAAAAUAUGCUGAUAUUCGCCGCGAACUCGAAAACUCACCCGAAUACAGCUUACUGAUGACUGAUUCGAAUAAAGACGAAACCGAAAAGAGCAAUACCUCAGAGAACGAUCAAUCUGAUGAUCAAACAGAAAACCCAUUUCCAAAGUGGCACCAGCGCCACACAAGCAUUUGGCUAAACUGUAUCAUCAACGGACAAAACCUGAAAUACUAUUUGCUCGGAAUCAUUUUGACAUCAUUUGGCCUUCUAUCCGGAAUCAAUUUGUCGGUGACAACAAUCUGUCGUAAUAUUGAAAUCUUUCGGAUAUUCAAAGUCAGCAUUCUUGCACCGUACAGUUGCUGUGGCGCUUUCAAUCAUUUUCAAUCAGCUACAAUUUUCCUGGGCUGUUACCUUGCCAGUGCAAUGGCAGUAUGCUGUCUAUUAACGUUUAUCAUGGAACUUUAUUUACUUCUAAAACAUCGUUUCACAUCCAAAUCUUAUUAAGUAUCAAUUUUAACAGCGC
Molecule: messenger RNA, 1071 nt
Organism: Sitodiplosis mosellana (orange wheat blossom midge)
Lineage: Eukaryota; Metazoa; Arthropoda; Insecta; Diptera; Cecidomyiidae
Exons: 3
Coding region: 246-1052 (268 amino acids)
Source: RefSeq, a predicted model, not a curated record